AUGGAUUCUUCCAGCGGAAAACCAAGAUCAUCUGAUUCCUCAUGCAUCAUUUCUGCAUCCACCAGUCUUCAAUUUUCAGAUUCCCCAAAGCUGAGCCUAGAAAAUUACAACAUAGACACAGUAGCAGCACAAGAAGAAGAUGAUCAUGACCAAAAAGAAGGAGUGGAAGGUAUAAAGCUUGACCUUAUGCUAGCAGGAUAUGAUUCUAGUCAACCACAGCUCAAUCAAGAACUCAAUCUCCUCGACUGCUUAGAGACAGGUGUAGUCACUCCGAGUUUUAACGGGUCAACUUCCACUGAACAGAAGCUCUUCUCAUGCAACUACUGUCAAAGAACAUUCUACAGCUCACAGGCGCUUGGUGGUCACCAAAACGCCCACAAAAGAGAAAGGACUUUGGCAAAGCGAGGGCAACGGAUGGCAUCUGCCGCAGCUUUCGGGCAUCCAUAUGGUUUUGCUCCGGUCCCGUUCCAUGGACAGUACAGCAACAGAACCUUGGGUAUUCAGGCACACUCAAUGAGUCAUAAGCCAAGUUCAUAUAACGUUUACGGUGGUGAGUAUGGUCAGAUCAACUGGUCAAGGAUACCACUAGUUCAGCAACCAGCAAUAGCAAAACUAACUUCAACAGAGAAUCAUUAUAAUCAUCAUCAGAUGAUGAUUGCUCCACCGUUGACUUCCACAUGUGAAAACAUCGGUAGGUUCGAUGUAGGAAGGAUUCCAGUAGAGUUUCCAACUUCUGAACUAUGGCAGAGAGGCGAGGAAUUGUUGAAGCCAGCUGAAGAAGAGAAGCAGAAGAACCUUGACUUGUCCCUUAAACUUUGA
Molecule: messenger RNA, 819 nt
Organism: Arabidopsis thaliana (thale cress)
Lineage: Eukaryota; Viridiplantae; Streptophyta; Magnoliopsida; Brassicales; Brassicaceae
Product: C2H2 and C2HC zinc fingers superfamily protein
Exons: 1
Coding region: 1-819 (272 amino acids)
Biological process (GO): negative regulation of abscisic acid-activated signaling pathway
Cellular component (GO): nucleus
Source: RefSeq, marked reviewed